AUGGCUCAGAUCGCCCUGCCACGACAACAGGUUACCCAUGCACAGGAAUCCACAGACAGCGGCAUCGGCUCACCGCUCUACGAGCGGCGCCGUGCCUCCAAUGCCGGGCCUGUAGAACUCAUCCCGAAUCCUGACUUCUCCUUCCCACAGAUGCCAGCGGAUGAGUCCUCCAACCCUUCGGCCAGGCCCAAUUUCGCUCCCAAACCUCGUCCAAUGUCGCUCCAGGCGUUUCCCACCGGCCGUCGAGGCUCUGCUCAAGCAGCACGCCAGAAAUCCGUUUCUGCUCUGCCUGACUUCUCUUUCAAUCCCGCAGGUCCCUCCAAGCAACCAGCCACGACCCCUCCUCAUUCACCCAUCGCCCUACCGACAACACCGUCACGGCCAAUUGGAGGACACAGGCGAGGUGGAAGCGAGUUCAUCGGAGGCGAUGGAAGGGCAGGGAGUACCAAUCUGCUCAGUUCGAGCCCGACCAAGGGCGAGGCAGUUCUUCCUCCACCCUCGAAUACCCUUCGACCCGGUCCACCAGCUGGUCGUAGGGGACAUGCCCACCGGCGCUCGGGAGCCGUCUCUUCGCAUGAUCUAUCUUCGAUCAUGCAGCCAGCCAGUGCUGUUCCGCCUCCUGCUCGAGCCGGCAGCGCGCCAGUCACUCCUCUCGAGGGUGAUCAAUUCGUCUUCGGCCACGCCGUCAACAAAUCGAUCUCACAGCCCUCGCUGAGGGACAGUUCCUUCUUCGAUGACGCUAACUCAUCAGGCCGCAGACCUUCCUCCAGACAACGCGUCGGCUUUUCUGACAAGGUCGAGAUCAUUCGUCCUCUUUCCACCAUUUCCUCAGAGACCGAGACCUCCAUGUCCACGAUAAGGGGUCACUCUGCCACUGGCAGUCUUUCCUCGGUCAUUAGUGCAGGAACGUCGAGCCCAGCAUCGGCACGGACACGGCCUUCGCUGAAUACAACCUUGGAAAGCGACGAGCGCCCAAGCACCGCAGGGGCAGUCCUCGACAUGUACAAGAGCAAGAACGUACAAUUUGACGAUGAUGUGUUUAACCGCAAGCGACCAAUGUCUGCGGUCUCGCCCGCUUCGCUCAAUUCCAGCGCAGGUCCUGUUUCUCCACGCAUCACGACCAAGCGACGGGGUUUCUUCCGCCUAGAGUCACGACGUAGCGAUCCUUCCAUUCACACACUCUCUACCAGCAUUUCUGACCCAGCACUCUCCGCCUCAGUAGAGGCUUCUGCUCUUCCUUCGCCCAUGCUCGAGGAUGAAGAGAAUGUGGACGAGACGGACAAGGCCAAAUCGAGCCGCAAAGGAAGUCUCAAACCCCGCAAGGUAAAGUCGUGGGCGAAUUCGAUCAUUCGAAAGGGAAAGCACGGCAACAAGAUCAAGGACCGACCACCUACUCCCCCUCCAGCUGCCACGGAUGCCAACGAUUCGACCGAGGAGAUGGAUUUCGAGGCCACUUUCGAGGCUAACUUUGAGGCCAAUUUCGACGUUGACAACACGGUCACCAUUGUUACGCCCACUGAGAAUGCCGUCCCCGAGCCAAAGCUGAAUACUGACAUUGCUUCCUGGAAACCCCGGGAGCUGAAGCGCGCCGACUCGGACGCCAUGAGCCCUGUGAUCGACUUGGAUGCCGCGCUUGGACCCUUCAACACCCCCCAAGGAACGGGACCGCGCGGCCAGCAGCGCGGUUUCGGCGCCCAUCGCCGGGCCAUGCACAGUGCCAGUGGCUACACUGCCUCCCACCGACGGACCGAAAGUGCCCCGGAACUUGCUCCUUUUGAUGCUCGGGCCUCCGCCGUUGCCUCUCCCACCACUAUGGCGGACGUGUUUGAAGAGGACGAGCCAGAAGAGGAACCCUCCCAAGGCCAAGAGACGAAGGCCGCGUCCACCGAUGUCAAUGACAUCGAGGAGGAGGUCGAAGAACCAAAGAUCCAGUUGGUGGAAGCCGCAGAGUCCCAGAAUGGCACCACCACCACCACCACCAUCAAGUGGAAUUUCAACGAUGGCCUUGGAAUCCAACGUCGAGGCAGGUCCCCUAAAGGUGAAGAUUCGGAGCCUCUGUCUCCAUUGCAGGCGCCCCAGCCCGUACCGAGCGGCAAUGGUUCGAAACAAUCGCUUACCACGGAUCCGAUCGAAACCAAGGAAAGCCAGCAAGUGAUGAAUCUAUCCCUCCCAUUACCUCAGCAAAGCCUCAGGACGCCUGAUACUUUCACGUCUUCUUUCUCUUCGCCAGACUUCCGAUCUAGCCAAGCCUCUCUCGACAUCCCCCGCCUGGGAACGGCUGCCUCGUCCAUGACUGACUAUCGCGCAAUGCCUUCGCCGCAAUUUGGAGAGCCUGGCCCCGAGUUGCGCGUGUCGGUAGACGACGUACCGUCCUUGACUUCGUCUCGUUCGACGAUGACAAGCGGCAUGCACAAUGUCUAUCCUCUAAUGAGCCCUCGUCGACCUGGAGAGCGAUCAACAUCUCUUUGCUCGGUAUCCAACAGCGAGACUGAUUCUCGUCGCCAGAAGCGUUCCAGCAUUGCCAGUCUAUCGCGACUUAUCAACAGCUCUUCUUUCGGAGAGAAGAGCAAGCUCUCCAUUGAGCAGCGCCCUCACUCUGAAUAUCUUGAGCCCGCUAGAGAGUCCAAGAAGAAGCACAAGCGACUCAGCAAGCUGAUGCAAUUCUGGAAACAAAAGGACUCCUCACGAACAUAA
Messenger RNA from Aaosphaeria arxii CBS 175.79, 2694 nucleotides. RefSeq lists its product as uncharacterized. The coding region runs from base 1 to 2694 and encodes 897 amino acids. The record is from RefSeq and is a predicted model, not a curated record. Lineage: Eukaryota; Fungi; Ascomycota; Dothideomycetes; Pleosporales. The transcript is spliced from 2 exons.